Molecule: messenger RNA, 1476 nt
Organism: Adineta steineri
Lineage: Eukaryota; Metazoa; Rotifera; Eurotatoria; Adinetida; Adinetidae
Source: the annotation of a GenBank genome assembly
AUGUAUCAGUUUAAUAAUCAAACAUGUUUACAGCAAGAAAAUAAAACAUUAUUAUAUGAAGAGCCAUCUGAAACAGAUGAUAGUGAUGUUGUUUAUCGAAGAAAUAUUGCCAAUAGUAUUCCAGCAAUUGUGAUGUCCUGUUUGCUGGGUGUACUAAUACCAUUUCUUGGAAAAAAAUUCAUACUUAUCUUACCUAUAAUAGGUUUUAUAAUAGAAAUGAUCAUUGCGUUAGCAAUUAUUUAUUUGAAACUCGAUAUCUAUUGGUGGUAUCUAAGUGCUUUUAUGUUAGGCUUAUUGGGAAAUGUUGGUCUUAUAGACUAUGUUAUUAAUUUAAUUAUUGUUGAUUUAACUACUCCAAGUAAUCGAUCAUUAUGGUUUGUGCGAUUUUAUGCAUUAAAAAGUGUAUUAACAGGCUUAAUUACAUUUCUUAUUUCUAUUUUUGUACGACACCAUGGUUAUGUUGUAUUAUUUUGGUUAGCUUUAGUUUUACUAUUGAUUUCUGUUGGUAUUGUACUUUAUUGUUUUGAUUUAAGUUUGUAUAACUAUACAAACAGAAAUAUGCAUACACGAGUUAUGUUCACUUUUGACAUAUUCAUUAUUUUUUAUGGAGAACGUCGUACUCGUAAACAAAAACUUGCUAUAUUUUUAGUUUUAUUCGCUUAUGCAUUCUAUGCUUUGGCUACAUCUGCAGAAUCAACAUUUAUCUUUGCGCUUGCUAAUUAUCCGAUAUGUUGGUCAGUGUAUAUGAUUGAUCUCUAUCUGCUUGUGAUACAUGUUAGCAUUGGAAUUUUCAGUAUACUUGGUUAUCAUUUAUUUCGUUUGAUUAUAUUCAAUGAUGCAUUAAUUUGUGCAAUUAGUCAUGUUUUCUUUAUAGUAUCCGUUAUCUGGGCAAUAUUUGCACAACAUUAUUGGCAAGUGUUUGCUAAUAGUGUAUUUUAUAGUUUUGCUCAUUAUCAAAAUCCAUUAACUUUAGCAAUUUUAGCUAAAUGUUUGAGACCUGAUGAAGUGAAUAUUGCUUAUAUAUUUAUCAUUAUUAUCAAUCAAUUCAUUACAUCAUUUGGUGAUUUAUUUUUUCGAUGGAUUUAUACAAUGACUAUGAUGAGUCAUAGAAAUAUGGGAUUGUAUUUAAUGGGUGGAUUUUGUAUAAUUCCAUUACUUUCGAAUAUUUGCUUGUAUUGGAUCAAACGACGCCCCACAAAUUCAUCACCAUCAGUAGUGAAUGAAAGAUCAGCGUUAUUGGUUAAUGUUGAUGAUGAUUUAGAUUCUUCUACAGAUGAAAUUCAAAAUUCUGAUCAAUCACAAACUACUGACCAGGAUGUUUCAUCUGUUUCUGUGCCUUUCUUUAGUAUCGGAAAUAUGACUUUUAUUGCUAACAUUGGAUCACGAGGUUCAUCUACAAAUCAAUCAACAUCUAUCGCUAAAAUAUCUCAAAAUGAUGCAAGUGUACAAACUGAUGAUGAUCUAAUCUGUCUCUAA